Molecule: messenger RNA, 303 nt
Organism: Tetrahymena thermophila SB210
Lineage: Eukaryota; Ciliophora; Oligohymenophorea; Hymenostomatida; Tetrahymenidae
Exons: 1
Source: RefSeq, a predicted model, not a curated record
AUGAAAUUUCAAGCAAUUUUUAUACUAAUUUUAAUUGGAUUAUGCUCUAUAAAAGCAGAUGCUACCACAAGCUCAGUUUCAUUUAUUAGUAGCUUUAUUUCAUCAUAACCUAAUCCUUGUGGUAGUGAUGCUAGUUGUGCAGCUAGUAUUACUAUGUAUGCUCUUUGUCUAGGAGCAUGUGCAACUGGUAGCACUCUACCUAGUUUCUAAUCUUGUGCCUCAUCUUGCACAAGUAAUAAUAGCGCUAGUACUUCUUUUAUCAAUGCUGUUAAUGCUUAAAUUGCAAAAGCCACAACUAGUUGA